Molecule: messenger RNA, 1558 nt
Organism: Annulohypoxylon truncatum
Lineage: Eukaryota; Fungi; Ascomycota; Sordariomycetes; Xylariales; Hypoxylaceae
Product: DUF367-domain-containing protein
Exons: 1
Coding region: 244-1458 (404 amino acids)
Biological process (GO): maturation of SSU-rRNA
Molecular function (GO): rRNA small subunit aminocarboxypropyltransferase activity
Source: RefSeq, a predicted model, not a curated record
GGUAGGUGCAGCAGGUGAGGCUUCAGGGUAGAUGGUUGUCGUGACUGCCGCCACGUUCGUCAUUCAAUGGCAUUUAGCGAUUUAGAGUUGGAAAAUCUUUACAACGUGCAACUGUCAACUACCCAACUGCAUAACUGGAUCUUACAUAUUACAUAUUUGACCAAAUAGCCACAGUUCGUCUAAUUCGUCUAUUCUUUAUUCUCUACCUACCGCUAUUCAUAACACAAUCGCCACCAAAUUAGCAUGGUUCGACACAAGAAAGACAAAUUUUCUUCGAGAGGCGGGAAAGGUCACGGAAAUCGACCUCGACCGCGCCCCGCCGACGAUGAUUCCGAACAAACCUCUUCUAAACCCGCCUUUAAAGCUGCUUGCUGGGACCUAAACCACUGCGAUCCGAAGCGAUGCUCGGGAAAGAAGCUUAUAAGACUCGGUCUCAUGCGCGACCUCCACCUCGGCCAGAGGCACAAUGGCGUCAUCAUCACACCUAACGGAAAGCACAAGAUCUCUGCCGCCGACAAAGAACUGAUGGAGCAAUACGGUGCUGCUGUGGUCGAGUGUUCGUGGGCGCGGACGGGAGAGGUUCAAUGGAAUAAGGUUGGAGGAAAAUGCGAGAGACUGCUGCCAUAUCUGGUCGCAGCGAACACCGUCAACUACGGCAAACCCCUACGCCUGAACUGCGUCGAAGCCUUGGCUGCUGCUUUCUACAUAUGCGGGCACUCCGAUUGGGCAGAGGAAGUCUUGCGGCCGUUCAACUACGGAGAGUCUUUCUUGAACAUCAAUUCGAAGCUGUUGAAGAAAUACGCCGCCUGCGCCGACGAAGAGGAAAUCAUCCAGACCGAGAAGGAGUGGUUAGAAAGGCUAGAACGCGAACAUGCCGAGAGCAGAGAGAACGCAGAUGACGACGACUUAUGGAAGGGCGGUAACGUCAAUCGCAGGGAGAUUAUCGACUCCGACGACGUAGAAGACGAGGAUGGGAGCGACGACGACGGUAAGGGGGAAGAUGGGGACGACGACAGCGUUGACGGAAUCUAUCUUGGCAAGAAGCCGACUCAAUGGCCAAAACUGGGGGAGAACGCAAAGGAUCAAUCAGAAGGAGGAGCGAGCAGAGAUCCUUUUGAUAUUUCGGACGACACCGACGACGAUGCCGAAAUGGAGGAAAUUCGACGCAAGGUUUUAGCGUCCAAGCCGUUCGCCAACUCAGACGACAUCGACCAGAAGCCGAAGCCGCAGGCGAUACCUCCGCCACAGCCGCAAAAGUAUCAAGUCGAUUCUGACGCGGAACCGGACUCCGACAACGGAGAGGAUGACGAGGGCGACGAUGCGUUCGAUAAUAUUAUCGACGCGACCCCUAUCACAGAUAGGAUUGGACUAGCCAAACUUGAGAAAGAGAAGUCGAAAGCGACCAUUAUGAGCCGUACAUUUACAUCCGGCGGAGCGUCGGCACCCAAGAGAUGGUGAGCAGAUAACAAUUUUAGGAGUUGUAUCUGGAUAAGCAUCAUCUCUAUUAUAUGAUUAAGCUUCCGCUCAUGUCGUGAGCAUUUUGUUUUGGGCCCGCGUA